This is a messenger RNA of Paralichthys olivaceus (Japanese flounder), 3131 nucleotides long. Lineage: Eukaryota; Metazoa; Chordata; Actinopteri; Pleuronectiformes; Paralichthyidae. The record is from RefSeq and is a predicted model, not a curated record.
UGGGGGGGGGUUGUUUACCGAUGGUCUCCACCUUCCUCUCAGCAGCAGCUAACUGUGCUAACUCAGCUAAAAACUCAGCUAACUCUCAUUCCUGCUGACAGCACACAUUCUCUACGUGGGUCAGCUGACACCAAUGUGAUGCUAGCAUGUUAGCUUAGCAGUUAGCUGGAAGAUACAGUAACAGUGAACCGUGGGCGCGGAGUUUUGGCUCUUUAGCCUGACAAGUAGGUGGAAAUCGCUUUUGUGAGACACCGACUAACCAAAGGAAGGAAGAGGAGGGGUGACAUGAAAGCCACUACCUGUUAAACACUAGCACGUUAGCAGCCAGGAAGCGAGUCCUUCCUAGCAACCGUAGCUAUCUAGCCGUGACAGCAGGUUAAGCUAACAGGCGGGCGUCUUCAUGGAGAGCUGCGAGGUGCUCGCUGAGAUCUGGGGAUAAGCUCGACGUUAUGCGAACGGACUGUGAGGUAAAUGUUGGUUAAAUGGCAAAAACCGAGCAGGGCGAUGGGCUGGAGUCUCGGGGCGCCACAGACAAGCUGACAGACAACGGGAAGGGCGGCGUGUUUGGAGCGGAGUUAAACGGCGGUGCAAUCCAGGAGGAGGACCGGGUGGAUAAGUACGGAUUCACCGGGGGAGCCCAGCAGAACUCCGGAGAAUCGGAGGCCUACGUUUGGAAACUACAGACUUACACCACUGAUGCAUUCUGGGUUCUUGUCCAGAUAUGUGAAAAAUACCUUCCAGGAUACUACAGUACAGGGCUGGAGGCGAUCCAGCUGGACGGGGAGAUCCUGUACGCUCUGCUGCGGCGGGUGUCUCCUGCGGCCCACGGUCACCUGAAGAAGCACAAGCUGGAGCCCAUCCUGUACAUGACCGAGUGGUUCAUGUGUGCCUUUUCUCGCACUCUGCCGUGGGCCUCUGUGCUGCGCGUCUGGGAUAUGUUCCUUUUUGAGGGAGUGAAGAUCCUGUUCAAGGUGGGCCUGGUUCUCCUGAAAUGCAUGCUGGGAUCCCAAGAGAAACUGAAGUCCUGCCAAGGUCUCUAUGAAACAAUGGAGCUGCUCCGAGCCAUACAGCCACAGUACAUGCAAGAAAGGUUCCUGGUGCACGAGAUUAUAGAGUUAUCGGUGUCUGAGAAAGACAUCGAGAGGGAGCAUCACGCUCAGCUGCGGCGUUGGAAGGAGAGUCACGGAGAUCUACACUGCAAGUCCCCUCCCAGGAUGCACGGUGCCAAGGCCAUCAUGGCUGCCGAGCCUCCGAGCCGGCAGGACCUGAGACAGAGGCCCACAAUCAUCGUUGCGUCUCCCCUGGCAACUACGACAGACGCGGUGCAAGCUGAGGAUGCAAAGGGAAAUAGAAAGACUAACAGGGAACAGCAGAAGGAGACAAUCCUAUCGCCACAGGAGACACUUAAUCCAUAUCCUCCUCCCACUGACCCCUCACCUCUGCUCAGACACAUGACCUUCCAAGAGUCCAAAGAGAGUCUGAGCAGCACAGAGCAUGACACUUACCUGUAGCAGGGUAAGUUUCACACCAGUUUACAUACACAAAUCGUUCCAUAUAGCCUUUACUGACUCAGCAGCAUUCAGUCACACAUGUCGCAGAGACAUGUCAAACCUCCACCACUUCACAUUUCUAUUUUUACUGUCAUGCCACUCCAAGAAAAGUUUGUUAAAUUUAAAGUUAAAUUUGAACAAUUGAAAACAAUUACAUUUUCACAUAUGACAAAAAUGUCUUUACUACUUAACAUUUUCAGUGGCAACUUCAUUCGUACAGGUUGAUAUUUACUUUGUUUUACUGAAGUAGUACAGCCAUAGAACUUUAGGCUGUAUUUUAAAAAACCAGUGGCACUCAAGAAAGUGUGAGUGCCAGGGAGCAACAGCAGGUGGCGACUGUGUGCACUUUUCAACAGUCUGUGAGGUUUAUGUGAGUGGGAAUAUCAGCAUCAUAUGACUGAACAUGCAGGAUUACAUUCAGAACCUCACUGUUAAAAGCUACUGCUGCUAUUCACUGCUCAAAGUAAAGCUCUGAUUCUCUCCUUAGUUAUAAAUGAAGUCUGAUUUUGUCUUAAUCGAUGAGAUCUUUCCUGGAGCACUUUGCCUCUCUAGUCUUCCUCUUUGCCUACGUUAGCCAACACAGAGAUUUGUAUUUGUCCGGCUGUGUUCGACACAGUUUAUGAGCGCGUCUGUUUUGCACGGUCUAGUGACUUUUGUGCUGCAUCUGUGAGUUUGAACACUUGAGGGCGCUGUGAGAUUAACUCUGUGCCACAGCAGCGACCAGCAGAAAUCUAAUGAGUUGAAGAACUGUUAAACGCGAAGUGACUCUCUAAUGAAGGAAAAGUGUGCAGGGAUGUUUUAUGCCACUAAGCCAAAGAUUUUUAUUGCAUAUUUUUCAAAACAUAUAUUUUCCAAACAGUUUAUUCAAUUAUAUUGUCGUACAGUAUUUAAUUGUUAUUAAUUUGGGAGAGUUUAUAGGUUUAUAUUUAUGUAAUGAAUGAGCUAUGUUGAAGAAUGCUAAUACACAGCUGUUUUGUACAAUCUUAUUAAAUGGUUUGCAGGUCUUUAUACUUUAUAUACAGAUUUAUCUGAUGGUAUUGGGAGAUUGUUUAUUUUGCGGCGGCCUGAGAAUCGUAAUUUUUAAAUCCUCAAAAAGUUCUGUUUUCCUUUUUUUUUGGUUUUAGACCUAAAACCAUGAAAUCUAUAUUUUUCCACAGUUUAAAAUAACGGAAAGAAUCUGCAAACUUAAUAUGAAGUCCAGUUUUUUACAAAUCUUAAACUGUUGUAGACAGACACGCUCGCUUAUAUGAAAUUCAUGCCUCCACAUGAUUUGUAGGAUUUCUCUUUGGACCUCCAUGCGAAGGACUUUUGUGAAGACAUUAACCUAAACUGUUUAAAAACAACAUUUGAGCAAUUCAACAUAUUAAAAGUCAAGGGAGCCAUAAACGUUUAUUAAUAACCAAAUAGCUUUUAUAGACACUUAUUUUAUUUUGGAAGUUACAAAUGAAGAAAUGGUUUGAGUGGAAGUGAAUUCAUACGCACUCAACAAUUAAUAGUUCCAUUCCUGGAAAUUCAGUUGGUGUCAAAGUUUUUUUAAGUAAUGAAAAAUGGUUAUGGGUAUGUGUUGAUUUGAAAAAAAAA